Messenger RNA from Penicillium longicatenatum, 2364 nucleotides. It is a transcript of the gene mdr2, whose product is annotated as ATP-binding cassette permease mdr2. Gene Ontology annotation, biological process: transmembrane transport. Lineage: Eukaryota; Fungi; Ascomycota; Eurotiomycetes; Eurotiales; Aspergillaceae. The coding region runs from base 1 to 2364 and encodes 787 amino acids. The transcript has 3 exons. Gene Ontology annotation, cellular component: membrane. The record is from RefSeq and is a predicted model, not a curated record. Gene Ontology annotation, molecular function: ATP hydrolysis activity; ATP binding; ABC-type oligopeptide transporter activity.
AUGCGCGGUCUCCGGCUGCCGGCCUGCGCUCCGGGCAUCAGCUCUCGGUCGGUAUUGAGACCGCAGAGCACUGUACUCCGAGAGUUGCUUUCCCAGUCAAAUCGACCUUCCGUGCGAUCCACCGGCUUCAAUUAUAUCAACCGAUCUUAUUCAACCCCCUCCGAAGCUCUUCGCGACAGGCCCGGUCGUCUUUUCCGGUCGGCCGAAGCCCCCCUGUUAAUUCACCAAAAUGGCCUCCAAAAUACCCCGUCGACGUCCAGUAUGAUUUCACAAUCUCGAUCGUUCUGUUCCACCCCUCGACAUCUUGAAAAAAAAGCGCCUGUGCCCUCCAAUCCCACCACUUCUCCCGGCCGCUCGGUUCCGGAAAAGGAAGAAGAUGAUUUUGACAAAGGAUUCGAGCUCUCGGAACGAGCAGCACAAGCCGCACAAGUUAAUCUGAGUGCUAGGCUGGCUAAAGAUGGUGCUUCGGGCAAGAAAUCUGGCUUCUCUGAAAUUUGGCGACUGUUGAAGGUUGCACAGCCCGAAUCCAAGAAGCUCGGACUUGCAUUCUUCUUUUUGCUGAUCUCUUCGGGUAUUACUAUGUCGAUUCCCUUGUCGAUUGGAAAGAUUAUGGAUACGGCUACCAAGAGCGUGACAGAGGGCGGUGGUGAGCUUUUUGGCUUGAGUAUGCCGAUGUUCUACAGCGCUCUGGCAGGUGUACUGGUCAUCGGCGCCGCUGCCAACUAUGGCCGCAUCAUCAUCCUUCGCAUCGUUGGUGAGCGCAUCGUCUCUAGACUUCGUUCCAAGCUCUUCCGUCAAACUUUCAUCCAAGACGCUGAGUUCUUUGAUGCCAACCGUGUUGGUGAUCUGAUUUCUCGACUGGGCUCUGAUACCAUUAUCGUGGGUAAGAGUAUCACCCAGAAUUUGUCCGACGGAUUACGUGCCGCGGUAAGCGGUGCAGCUGGUUUCAGUCUGAUGGCCUACACUAGCUUGAAGUUGUCCAGUAUCUUAUUCUUGUUGCUUCCGCCAAUCGGUCUGGGUGCUCUCUUCUAUGGUCGUGCCAUUCGGAACCUCAGUCGACAGAUGCAGAAGAACCUGGGUACAUUGACCAAGAUUGCCGAGGAACGCUUGGGCAAUGUGAAGACAAGUCAGUCCUUUGCGGGCGAAAUUCUUGAGGUGAAUCGAUACAACAAACAGGUCCGCAAAAUAUUCCAAACCGGCAAGCGGGAAUCUCUGAUUAGUGCGGCUUUCUUCAGCUCGACGGGUCUUAUGGGCAACAUGACGGUUCUGUGUCUUCUCUACGUUGGAGGUGGAAUGGUCCAAUCUGGAGCCAUCACCAUCGGAGAAUUGACCUCCUUCCUGAUGUAUACAGCGUACGCUGGUUCCAGCAUGAUUGGUCUUUCCAGUUUCUACUCCGAGCUCAUGAAAGGUGUCGGUGCAGCAAGUCGACUCUUCGAGCUACAGGAUCGACACCCGACCAUCCACCCGACCAAGGGCAGGAGGGUGGACUCGGCACGUGGGCCUAUUCGCUUUGAGAAUGUCACUUUCAGCUACCCCACUCGUCCUGCAGUGACCAUCUUCAAGAAUUUGGAUUUCGAGAUCCCACAAGGAACUAAUGUUGCCAUUGUCGGACCUUCUGGAGGUGGCAAGUCAACCAUCGCAUCUCUUCUACUCCGCUUCUACAGCCCUACUGCUGGUAGAGUUUUGAUUAAUGGGACGGACAUUAGUGGAAUGAACGCCAAAUCCCUUCGACGAAAGGUUGGCGUUGUUUCCCAAGAACCUGUUCUCUUCUCCGGCACCAUUGCCGAGAACAUUUCAUAUGGUCUGCCAGACGCAACUCGAUCAGAGAUUGUUGCUGCGGCCCGAAAGGCCAACUGCCAGUUCAUCAGUGACUUCCCCGAUGGCCUUGACACACAUGUUGGAGCCCGCGGUGCGCAAUUGUCCGGUGGACAGAAACAACGCAUUGCCAUUGCCCGCGCACUAAUCAAGAACCCCGAUAUUUUGAUUCUUGACGAGGCCACAUCGGCGCUUGAUGCCGAGUCGGAGACCCUGGUCAACAGUGCAUUGGCCGCUUUGCUCCGGGGCAACAACACGACCAUCAGUAUUGCCCACCGUCUUUCAACAAUCAAACGCUCUGACACUAUUAUUGUUCUUGCACCCGAUGGCACAGUUGCCGAGCAAGGCUCCUACACGGAGCUUAGCGCUCGUCCAGAUGGAGCUUUCACCAAGCUCAUGGAGUGGCAAAUGAGUGGUGGAGAAGCCACACAGUCUCCCAAACGGCCUGCGGAACCUGAAGAGCUUUGGGAGCUGCAGAGGGAGGCGGAGGCGGAGCCAGAGCUCUCGGACGAGGAGGUUGUUGAACAUCCGCCCCACAAAAAGGAUUAG